Molecule: messenger RNA, 1656 nt
Organism: Pyrus x bretschneideri (Chinese white pear)
Lineage: Eukaryota; Viridiplantae; Streptophyta; Magnoliopsida; Rosales; Rosaceae
Product: anthocyanidin 3-O-glucosyltransferase 5-like
Exons: 1
Coding region: 1-1461 (486 amino acids)
Molecular function (GO): UDP-glycosyltransferase activity
Source: RefSeq, a predicted model, not a curated record
AUGGAGAUGAUCACCAGCUCAAAGCAACAUGCAGCACUACUGUGCAGCCCAGGCAUGGGCCACCUCAUCCCAGUCCUCGAGCUCGGAAAACGACUUGUCACGCAUCAAAACUUCACUGUCACAAUCUUUGUCAUCUCAUCUCACACCUCUGAUGCCGAGUCUCAACUCAUUAACACAGCAGCAAACCCAAAACUCUGCCGAGUCGUCGAACUACCACUGCCAGACAUUUCCGGCCUUGUUGCCCCAGAUGCCGCUGUCGUGACAAUCCUUGCGGUCACGAUGCGAGAAGUACGACAUGCGUUCCGGUCAGCCUUACGUGCCAUGGAGUUUUGUCCCACCGUGCUAAUCGUAGACCUAUUUGGCACCGAAUCAUUUUCCAUCGCCGAUGAGUUUGGGAUUCCAAAAUAUGUUUAUAUCCCUUGUAGUGCAUGGUUUCUCUCCUUCAUGAUUUAUGGUCCAACCCUAGAUUUGGAAGUCAAAGGGGAGUUCACCAAACAAAAAGAGCCAAUCAAAAUCCCGGGCUGUAGGUCCAUACUUCCACAAGUAGAUGUCGUUGACUCUUUUCAGAACCGGACCCAUCAGCAAUACUUUGACUUUGUUGAGAUUUGUAGUCAGACUUCGAAGGGUGAUGGUGUUCUGGUGAACAUUUGGGAGGAUCUAGAGCCCAACACUCUUGCAGCACUUAGAGAUGAGAAAUUAUUGGGCCGGUACACAAAUAUGCCCGUGUUUCCAAUUGGGCCGCUCAUGAGGCCCAAUAAGCCAACCGGUUUGAUGGGAAAGGUGUUUGAUUGGCUUGACAUGCAACUAAAUGAGUCCGUGAUUUAUGUGUCGUUCGGAAGCGGAGGGACUUUGUCGUUCGAGCAAAUGACCGAACUCGCUUGGGGUUUAGAGCUGAGUCAACAAAGGUUCAUUGGGGUGAUACGCCCACCUACCUUAACCGCAGAUGGUGCCUUUUUCACCGGUGGAAGCGGUAGUGAUGACAAUAACCCAAUAAAGUACUUGCCCAAAGGGUUCUUGGACCGGACCAAGGACACUGGGUUCAUCAUCCCUUUGUGGGCCCCACAAGUGGACAUUUUGGUCCAUCCAGCAAUUGGAGGGUUUUUGUCGCAUUGUGGUUGGAACUCAAUCUUAGAGAGCAUCACCAACGGAGUACCCAUGAUCGCUUGGCCACUCUACGCAGAGCAGAGGAUGAACGCCACAUUGUUAAUAGAGGAGCUUGGUGUGGCAGUUCGGUCUAAGAUACCACCGUGGAAGAAAGUGGUGGAGAGGGAGGAGAUAGAGGAAAUGGUGAGAAAGAUCAUGGAGGACAAAGAAGGUUUUGCGUUGAGAGAUAGAGUCAAGAAGAUAAAAGAAAGUGGUGCAAAAGCCUUGGAAAAGGGAGGUUCCUCUCACAAUGCCCUUUCUCAAUUUGCAAAGCACAGUGAGCUAAUGUGCAUGAACUUUGUCAAUGGCGGAGAGUGAUCAUCAUAUGGUUCCUUCCAGGAGACAGAAGAUGUUUUUGUGAUAGUUUGUUGUGUUCUAAUAUGUGUGUUUGAGGUUGCUUUUAGCAUUAUGAUGCAUGAAAAUCAGGAAGUGUGCUGCAAAUUAGUUGCGUUAAAUCAUGUUUGCCUUGUUUCAGUAUGAUAAUUUGUGUAAUAUACGUGACUAUAAUAAUGA